CGUUUGAGUUAGAUAAAAAAACUAUAGCCAAAAUUGUUGAUGAAUUACUUGGACAGCAUCACGGACCUCUACCGAAAAUACAUGGAGUGUCGCAGCGUCAUCGCCAAAAUGAAGAACAGCCUCUCCAUCUGCUCGGGCAGCGAGGCAAACCACGCAGAUUUGGACAACGAGCUCGAGAGCGACGACGACAAUUGGCCUCCGAGGAGCGAACCAAGUUGCACGUGCGAGAAAGUGGAGAGUGAGCCACACCGUUGCACGACCGUGAUCACCAUUCCGGAGGGCCUGCAAAACAGCACGCCCGCUGCCACAAUAACCGUGACCAAAUCCCUAGACGUCGUUGGGGACUUCUCCGGCCUGUCCCACAAACAGUGUGCAGGGAUUAGCUGUCGGAGGCGUUUGGAGCAUAUGCGCCGGGAAAAAGAGCGGGCCGUCAGCCAGUUUCAGAUGCAAAACUUCCAAGUACGCGAGCUGUCCGAGUCACUCCGCAAAACUGAAGAGAAACUGAGGAAGGAGGUGGAGGGGGUGGAGAAAAAGCUGCGGGACGCGUCGGACGUGGUGCGAGAGGCGCGGGCGGAGGCGAAACAGGCGCGCAGCGAGCUGGCUGAGAGCAAAAACGAGUUAGAGGAAAGUCGGAACGAGUCGUCGGUGCGGCUUGAGCAGAGCUGCAAAUUGCUCGAGCAGAGCAGGGCGAUCGCGCGGAAAUUGCAAAACAAGCUGCGAGAGCGCGAGGCGGAGCUGCAAGACGCGCGGACACGCGUCGAGGCGCUGCGGCGGGAAAAAAUUGAUUGCGUGGAAAAAGCGAAUCGAGAGGCCGUUAAUCAAGCGCGCAGGCAGUCGCAGCUUGCACUCGAGAAGGAAAAGUGGCUCGAGGAAGGGUUGAAAUCAAAGUUGGAAAAGGCACUCGAGCAGCUAAGCGAGUGGAAGGAGCGGUGCGGCCGGGCGGACGCACGCCACGCUGCGUUGAGGCAGGAUUUGGCGCGCAGGCGAAAUGAGUGCGAAUUAAAAAUGGAGGCGAAGGAAGAGCAGCUAACAAAGGCCAAACAGGAAGCGGCGAGGCUGGUACAGGAAAUUGAAACCUGGAAGGAGGCGCGAAGCAAAAAUGGCGAGGAGCUGGCGGCGUGGAGGCGACGGGCGGCGGCGGCGAAAUCGCAGGCCGACGAGCUGAGGAAAAAAGAGCUAAUUAGCGAGCGACGAUUAUCCGACGCCUUCGCCGACCGGGAGCAAAUUAGAGCCGAAAACGGUCGCUUGAAAAUACAGCUGCAGCAGACAAUUAAGAAGCUGGAGGACGCGCAGAGGGCAAGCACUGCGAUCGCCGCCGAGAAAUUGGCUGCGUUGCACAAGGAGAACGGCGAAAUGAGGCUGGCCCUAAGAGAGAUGGCCGAGCGGCAUCGCAUCCAAGUCGACGACCUCAAACGCACAAAUGAUGGCCUGCUCGAGAAAAUCUGCCAGAUAAGGCGGUAUGUUGGCCUCGAAGGGAACACGAGUAAGAAAGCUUCGGUUCGAUUUCAUGCGACCCGCACGCAACACAACUUCCACGACGCAGCGUUUUGCGCCUACAACGAGCCGCAAAAAACUUGAAACAAAUUUUGUACUUUUUACGAGCGUAUUAGGGGGUGUAAAUUUAUUUACACCAGUA
This is a messenger RNA of Cloeon dipterum, 1636 nucleotides long. Its product is annotated as trichohyalin-like. The transcript is spliced from 2 exons. The coding region runs from base 40 to 1578 and encodes 512 amino acids. The record is from RefSeq and is a predicted model, not a curated record. NCBI's taxonomy places the organism in Eukaryota, Metazoa, Arthropoda, Insecta, Ephemeroptera, Baetidae.